Brassica rapa (field mustard) is the source of this 2168-nucleotide messenger RNA. RefSeq names its product probable 2-oxoglutarate-dependent dioxygenase AOP1. The record is from RefSeq and is a predicted model, not a curated record. Lineage: Eukaryota; Viridiplantae; Streptophyta; Magnoliopsida; Brassicales; Brassicaceae.
UAUAUAUAUAUAUAUAUAUAUAUAUGUAUAUAUAUUUUUUAUUUUAUUUAUAGACGUUUCUAAAACGUUUCCAAAACAAAAAUAAAAAUAAAAAUCACGUUUCCAUGUUUCGAAACGUUUCGCUUCCGCGUAUCUGUUUCCGUUUCCAUGUAACCUAGGAAUAACCAAGCCAUUAUUAGCUUACAAAAACGCACAUGGUCGUCUUUUUAUAUAUUUUAAGAUAGUAGAGUAGACACUUUAAUUAUUCAUUAAGGCGACAAACCUAUAAUAGUAUUGUUUUUAAACGAAGGUGCUCUUCAAAAUCUUCACAUAAUGCAAACAUAUACAGUAUUAAUUCAUUAAAUUAACAAUGACAACUUCCAAAACCCAAUCUCCCCUUUUUCUCCCAGUCAUUGACUUCUCUAAUCGAGAUCUCAAACCGGAAACUCCUGAGUGGGACUCAGUGAGAGCCCAAGUCCGAAAAGCCCUAGAAGAGUACGGAUGUUUCGAGGCCACGUUCGAUGGAGUUUCAGCGGAGCUAAGGAAGGCUAUUUUCAAGGCCACGGAGGAGGUUUUUGAUUUGCCUCUGGAGACGAAACUGAGAACAAAGUCAGACAAAAUCAUUUACGAAGGAUACUUGACGAUUCCGACUAUGCCUUUAUACGAAGGUUUGGGCUUCUACGGUGUAGAUAGUCCUGAGGUUGUCGAUGACUUGAUUCACAAGCUUUGGCCUCAAGGCAACAUCCUUUUCAGCAAGAAUGUCCAGUCAUUUGGGGAGAAGUUGAUAGAACUAAAUGUGAAGGUGAGGACAAUGAUCAUGGAGAGUUUCGGGCUCCAGAAAUACAUCGAGGAACAUCUUAACUCCGCAAAGAACCACCUUCAAAUAUUUAAAUACAAAGGUGUUGACAAUAACACAGAGGAAACUCUGGGUUUUAAACCUCAUAUCGACAGACAGUUCCUCAACAUACUUUGCCAGAACGAUGUAGUAGACGGCUUGGAGAUUAAAACCAAAGAUGGUGAAGAGUGGAUCAAAGCUAGGCCAUCUCAAGACACUUCUUUCCUUGUUAUAGCCGGAGCUUCUCUUCACCUUCUAUUGAAUGGUGGGGUGUUUCCUCCGCUUCACCAAGUUGUUAUAACCGGAAAGAAAGAUCGGUAUGUGGCUUGCCUGUUCUCGCCUCCUAGAGAAGGACUGAUCAUAAAUGCGCCUGAGGAGGUAGUAGAUGAUGAACAUCCUCGUCUCUAUAAGCCUUUUGAUUUUGAGGCUUACGUGAAAUUCAGCAACAGGACCAACACAAAUACCAUGGGAAGAGAUCUAUCUAGUCUCAAGAGUUAUUGUGCCCUUUAAACAUUUAUGAUGCCAUCCAAUUAGAAAAAAAGAAGGAAAAUGUCUUGUUUGAUCACGGUGGACUUGUCCAUUCAAUCUCGAGGUGGUUUGUUUGUUAUCUUUAAUUUGCCUUGUUGACUCGUGAGCUUGUAAUAAAUCCUAAUUGCAGAAGCUCCAUAAUUAUUUUUCUUUACUCAGUACGGCAACAAUUAAUCUAAACUGGACCAAAUGUGAAAAAAUUUCUCUCAACAACAUGAGUGGUCUGAAUUAAUAUUUAGUUUUGUUAGUUUUGGAUAAUUUACCUUUAUUGUUUAAUACCCGUCCGUGUCAUAAAGUUACGUAUAUUAGAAAAAAAAAUUGUUUCAAAAAGAUCUAUUUUUAGCAUUUCAAUACAUGUUUUAUCAACUAAUUGCAAACUUAAAAAAACUUAAUUGCAUUUAUUGGAUUUUUAUUGCAAUUAUGGAAAAAAAUAAUCACAAAAAAUUAUGCAAAUUUAAUGUGUUUUAUUAAAAUGAGUGAAAAAUCUAAAAUAUGUAACAUUUCAAAACGGAAGGAAUAGAGCCUAAAAAUAAUAUGGUGGGGUCCACCUUCUAAAUAUCAUUAUUACAUAUAGUGCGUCACGUUUUAUACUUCCUCCGUUUUAAAUACUUUGAAUUUUUAUGAAUUUGUUAGUUUUGGAUAACUUACCUUUAUUGUUUAAUACCCGUCCGUUUCAUAAAGUUACGUAUACUAGAAAAAAAAUUGUUUCAAAAAGAUCUAUUUUUAGCAUUUCAAUACAUGUUUUAUCAACUAAUUGCAAACUUAAAAAAAAAAAACUUAAUUGCAUUUAUUGGAUUUUUAUUGCAAUUAUGGAAAAAAAUAAUCA